Mustela lutreola (European mink) is the source of this 1693-nucleotide messenger RNA. RefSeq names its product keratin, type II cytoskeletal 71. Gene Ontology annotation, biological process: keratinization; intermediate filament organization. Gene Ontology annotation, cellular component: keratin filament. Gene Ontology annotation, molecular function: structural constituent of skin epidermis. NCBI's taxonomy places the organism in Eukaryota, Metazoa, Chordata, Mammalia, Carnivora, Mustelidae. The transcript has 9 exons. The record is from RefSeq and is a predicted model, not a curated record. The coding region runs from base 1 to 1578 and encodes 525 amino acids.
AUGAGCCGCCAAUUCACCUGCAAGUCAGGAGCUGCCACCAAGGGGGGCUUCAGUGGCUGCUCAGCGGUGCUCUCAGGGGGCAGCUCAUCCUCCUACCGGGCAGGGGGCAAAGGGCUCAGCGGGGGCUUUGGAAGCCGGAGCCUCUACAGCCUGGGGGGCAUCCGGAAUAUCUCCUUCAACAUGGCCAGUGGCAGCGGAAAGAGCGGAGGCUAUGGGUUUGGUCGAGGCCGGGCCAGUGGCUUUGCUGGCAGCAUGUUUGGCAGUGUGGCCCUGGGACCCGUGUGUCCAUCUGUGUGUCCUCCAGGGGGCAUCCAUCAGGUCACUGUCAACGAAAGCCUCCUGGCCCCCCUCAACGUGGAGCUGGACCCGGAGAUCCAGAAAGUGCGAGCCCAGGAGCGGGAGCAGAUAAAGGCUCUGAACAACAAGUUCGCCUCUUUCAUUGACAAGGUACGGUUCCUGGAGCAGCAGAACCAGGUGCUGGAGACCAAGUGGGAGCUUCUGCAGCAGCUGGACCUGAACAACUGCAAGAACAACCUGGAGCCCAUCCUCGAGGGCUACAUCAGCAACCUGCGGAAGCAGCUGGAGACGCUGUCCGGGGACAGGGUGCGGCUGGACUCGGAGCUGAGGAGUGUGCGGGACGUGGUGGAAGACUACAAGAAGAGGUAUGAGGAAGAAAUCAACAGGCGAACAGCUGCAGAGAAUGAGUUUGUGUUGCUCAAGAAGGAUGUGGAUGCUGCUUAUGCCAAUAAGGUUGAGCUUCAGGCCAAAGUGGACUCCAUGGACCAGGAGAUCAAGUUCUUCAAGUGUCUCUAUGAAGCCGAGAUCGCUCAGAUCCAGUCCCAUAUCAGCGAUAUGUCCGUCAUCCUGUCCAUGGACAACAACCGGGACCUGAACUUGGACAGCAUCAUUGAUGAGGUCCGUGCCCAGUAUGAGGAGAUCGCCCUGAAAAGCAAGGCCGAGGCCGAGGCGCUGUACCAGACCAAGUUCCAGGAGCUGCAGCUGGCAGCUGGCCGGCAUGGGGAUGACCUCAAGAACACCAAGAAUGAGAUCUCAGAGCUCACCCGGCUCAUCCAGAGAAUCCGCUCAGAGAUUGAGAAUGUGAAGAAGCAGGCUUCCAACCUGGAGACGGCCAUCGCCGAUGCCGAGCAGAGGGGUGACAAUGCCCUGAAGGACGCCCGGGCCAAGUUGGACGAGCUGGAGUCCGCCCUGCACCAGGCCAAGGAGGAGCUGGCCCGGAUGCUGCGCGAGUACCAGGAGCUCAUGAGCCUGAAGCUGGCCCUGGACAUGGAGAUCGCCACCUACCGCAAGCUGCUGGAGAGCGAGGAGUGCAGGAUGUCAGGAGAAUUUCCCUCCCCAGUCAGCAUCUCUAUCAUCAGCAGCACCAGUGGCAGCGGCGGCUAUGGCUUCCGGCCCAGCUCCGUGAGCGGCGGCUACGUGGCCAGUAGCAGCAGCUGCAUCUCUGGCGUGUGCAGCGUCCGCGGCGGGGACGUCCGGGGCAGGGGCAGCAGCAGUGACUACAAAGAUACCCUGGGGAAGGGCUCCAGCCAAAGCACCUCCUCCAAGAAAGCCAGCAGGUAGAGAGGGCUGCUCCCUGCCCUCCCGCCACCCCUGCAUCCGCAGCUGUCUUCCACAUGCUCUGUCCCCCAGCCUGCUGUCAGCCCCCUCUCCCCCCUGCCCUGCCGUUGUCCCUCUG